Molecule: messenger RNA, 351 nt
Organism: Danaus chrysippus (African queen)
Lineage: Eukaryota; Metazoa; Arthropoda; Insecta; Lepidoptera; Nymphalidae
Source: the annotation of a GenBank genome assembly
AUGCGAUCGGUACUUUUUGUAUCCCAAGAGUUGACAGCGGAGUGCGGGCCGGCCGCGGGCUGGACGGAGACGUCACGGGCUCCAGCGAGACCCGGCCGCACUACACACUAUGAAAUACUAUUGAUUGGUUCACAUUCCCUUACCUUUAAAGACGACAGCUUUCACUCCACGGUACAUAUGUCACAGUGGCCACAGUCGUUAACAUUAAUAGUACUCAAUAUUCGUAUCAGGAACUCGGUAAAUAGCAACGACGAGGCGGAACGAGCGACGAAAAAAACUCUAAAGAAACUAGGAAUAGAAAUUAACGAGACUUGGAAGACGAGCGGCGGUGACGGACAGACGGAGCGUUAG